UCAACAACUGCAACAAACUGUCAACAACAGCAGCAACAACAAGAACAACAACAACGAGCAUAAUUUUGAAUUUGUAAACAUUUCGACAAACAAGUUGAGCGAAACCAAAAUUUCAACGUUUGGCGCAACUAAAGGAGCGAGAGCGACGAGAGUGAGAGUUAGAAGGUUUUGAAAGUGGACACACACACAUCGAUAGAUAGAAAUACACACACACACACGGACAUACUUAUAACUAAAGGAUUGACACAAGAUAUAUCUAAGCAAGAAGACUUGGAUUUGAUUAUAACGCAUAAGCUAGAAGCUAAAACUCUGAAGCUAAAGGGGGCGCUGGCAGGAGAACCAGAGCAGCGACAACAGUGAGAGACACUGAGAGAGACUAACCAAUCGCAGUGAAGGCGAACUCAAGCAGGAGAAGUGUGUGGCCUGCAUGUGUGUGUCUGACGUUGUGAGCAAAGCAACGAAAGUGCAAGAGAAGAGAAGUGACGCUGACGGCGACGUUAAGCGGCGGCAGCAACGUGGAGAUAGCGAGCGCGACAGCGUUAACGGCAGAGAGACUGCGGGAGAGGCAGAGGCGAGCGCGCGCUGCUGCUGCUGUUUGGCAUCAUCUUAUGAUGUCAUCAGAGGAGUACGACGCGAACUGUUUUGGUUUGUAUAGCGAUGAGAACGAUGUGCUGCUAAAAGCAACAACAACAACAACAACAACAGCAAUAGAGACAGACUCAGAGUCUAAGCUAGAGCAACCCCCAAAGCAAGCAACAACAACAACAACAGCAACUACUCAGCCGCUACAGACAAGCAACGGCUGCUCACCAACACAAGCAAACGGCAGCGACAUCGCGGCGAAUUGCGGCGAAAAUAUCAGCGAAGCGGAGAAAGCAGCGAACGAGUGCGACUCGGACUCGGACGACGUCGUUGUAAUCGAAGGCAGCAGCAAGGCGACGACGCCGGCGAGCAUUAGUCGCAGCCGCAGCCGAAGUCGAAGUCGCAGUCGUAGUCGCAGUAGACGGCGCAACGCUCACAAGCGGCAAAUCAGUCAGUCAACGGCCGUCGGCAAGACAACAACGUGCGCGGCUAAAAAAUUAACGUUGAGCCAACAACAUCAACAGUCGUUAGCAGCAAUAAAAGUUGCCAGCAACUCAAACACAAAUACAAAUACGAACUCAGUGAGAAAUCGUCGCACGCGCACGCGAUCCUUAAGCAAAGAUACAACAAAUAGCAACAACAACUGUGUUAAUAAUAGUGUUAAUAAUAAAAGCUGCAGCAACGGCGGCGCAACGGCAACCGCUGCCUUCAUGAGUAGCGCUGCUGCGGCUGCUGCGGGUGCCGCUAGUAGUGCACUCUACAACACGAGCAACAACAACACAACAAAUCUAACAAGUCCCACAACAGCAACAGCAACUGCAACGACAACAGCAACCGGAACAGCAGCAGCAGCAGCAACAGCAACUGCUUUGUCCGGCUCCAGUUCGCCGGGCUCUGUGUCAUCCGCCUCAUCGCUGCUCACCGCUGCCUUUGGCAAUCUAUUUGGCGGCUCUUCGGCAAAAAUGUUGAACGAGCUGUUUGGGCGACAGAUGAAGCAGGCGCAGGAUGCCACCAGUGGCUUGCCACAAACUCUGGACAAUGCCAUGCUGGCUGCUGCAAUGGAGACGGCCACAAGCGCUGAGCUGCUUAGUGCUGCCGGCCUGGUCAGCAGUCUGAACAGCAGCAAAUUGCUCAACAACAACAAUAACAACAACAACAACACAACGCCGCUUAGCAAUGGCAACAACAAUGCCAGCAUAUCGCCUGGGUCGGCGCAUAGCUCCACACAUUCCUCCAAGGGUCACAACAGUCGACGCGUGUCCAACUGCAGCGAUCGCUCGCUGGACGCCAACAGCACAGCAGCAGCAACAGCAGCGCUGGCUGUGGAUAUUGCUGGUGGUUCGCCGCCCAGAGCAGCAUCGGUGAGUUCGCUAAAUGGUGGCGCCAAUGAGCAGCUGCAGCAUGACCUGGUAGCGCAUCAUAUGCUACGCAAUAUACUGCAAGGCAAGAAGGAGCUAAUGCAGCUGGAUCAGGAGCUGCGCACAGUGAUGCAGCAGCAGCAGCAACAGCAGCAGCAGCAAGGGAAGCAGCAGCAGGAGUUGCACUCCAAGCUGAACAACAACAAUAUUGUUGCUGCUACCAACAACAACAACAAUAAUAAUGUAGCUGAAAGCAUUAACUUGAUUGAGGACUGUGACAUGCCUGAAAUUAAAAUCAAAAGUGAGCCUGAGCUAACAGCAGCAGCAGCAGCAGCAACAACAGCAGCGCCGCAUUCACCGCACGGCGGCAGCAGCCACAGUUUUAGCAGCAGCAACAGUCACAACAGCAGCAACAGCAGCAGCAGCAACAACAGCAUUGCCAGCGAUGGCAGCUGCAGACGCAAAUCCUCCGAUUCGCUUGAUAGUGUGCGUGAGGAGCGUCGCUCACCAGCAGCCAACAGCGAGCAGCAGCAACAAGCGCUGGUUGCUGCCGAGCAGCUGCCGAACAAAAAGGAAGUCGUCGACGAUAUGCUGGACGAUGUGGAGCUGCUGGGGCUGAGUCAUGCGCGCAACUCUGACUUGGAAUCGCUGGCAUCGCCCAGUCACUCGGACAUGUUGCUGCUGGACAACAGCAAGGACGAGGUGCUGGACAACGAUGACAUCAUCGAAGACGAUGAUGACGAUGAUGAUUGCAUUGAGACCAAGCGUGAGUCCAGCGCCAGCAGUGGCAGCUUGAAGAAGCCGGGCAUGGAGCUGAAGCGCGCGCGUGUGGAGCACAUUGUGUCCAGCAUGCGCUGCAGUCCCUCGGCCAGCUCGCAGGCUGGACAGCUGCAGGUGAAUGGCUGCAAGAAGCGCAAGCUCUACCAGCCACAGCAGCACGCCAUGGAGCGUUAUGUGGCCGCCGCUGCGGGUCUAAACUUUGGGCUCAAUUUGCAGAGCAUGAUGCUGGACCAGGAGGACAGCGAGUCCAAUGAGCUGGAGUCGCCGCAGAUACAGCAAAAGCGCGUGGAGAAAAAUGCGCUUAAGUCGCAGCUGCGCUCAAUGCAGGAGCAGCUGGCCGAGAUGCAGCAGAAGUAUGUGCAGCUUUGCACGCGCAUGGAGCAGGAGUCGGAGUGCCAGGAGCUGGACAAUGACAAUGAGCAGGACAUGGAAAGCGUCGAACAGAAUGAGGAUGAAGUUGAGCAGCCCGAACAGCAGCCCAACGAUGACAUUGAGCUGUCGCAUUCGCCCACGCUAAGCGAUCACACGCCUAAGGAGUCGGCGGAGCGCGCAGGAUCAAGUUCGCCCACGCUUAAGCCGCCCAGCAGCAGCAGCAACAAGAGCAGCAGCGACACUGCAGCCACUACGCCCAACAUGUUGACACAAAUGAUGAGCAAAAUGAUGUCGGGCAAGCUGCAGCAGCAUAAUCCGCUAGUGGCGCAUCCUGGUUUACCGCAAGGAUUUCCACCCCUGCUGCAGCACAUGGGCGACAUGUCGCAUGCAGCAGCAAUGUAUCAGCAAUUCUUCUUCGAGCAGGAAGCGCGUCUAGCUAAAGAAGCAGCCGAACAGCAGCAACAGCAGCAGCAGCAGCAACAGGCGCAACAGCAACAAGCAGCGCAGCAGCAGGAGCAACAGCGUCGCUUUGAGCAGGAGCAGGAGCAACAGCGACGCAAAGAGGAGCAACAACAGCAGCUGCAACGACAGCAGCAGCAUCUGCAGCAGCUGCAACAGCAGCAGCAGCUAGAGCAACAUGUUGCUGCUGCAGCAGCAGCACCACGCGUGCAACUGCAUCCACCCGCCAGAUUGCCCACACGCAUGGGCGGCGCCGCUGCGCAUAGCGCGCUCAAGUCCGAGCUCAGCGAGAAGUUCCAAAUGCUGCGACAGCAAAACAACAACAACAGCAGCAGCAACAAUGCAAUGAUGCGCAUGUCCGGCACCGAUCUGGAGGGACUAGCUGAUGUGCUCAAGUCAGAGAUCACCACAUCGCUCUCAGCGCUGGUGGACACCAUUGUCACCCGCUUUGUGCAUCAGCGUCGUCUGUUUAGCAAGCAGGCGGAUUCGGUUACAGCCGCUGCCGAGCAGCUCAACAAGGAUCUGAUGCUGGCCUCACAGAUAUUGGACCGCAAGUCGCCGCGCACCAAAGUCGUUGCCGAUCGUGGACCUACCGAACGCCUGCAGAACGGACCAACGCCAGCAACACAAUCAGGUAAUCAAUCCAUACUACUAGCAAAUAGUCAAAGCAGCAGCAAUAGCAGCAGCAGCGCUGCACAGCAGCAACAACAGCAGCAGCAGCAGCAGCAGCAACAACAGCAGCAGCAGCAGCAGCCACAGCCUGUACAGCAGCAGCAACAUCAACAGCAAGCCAUGUCAAUGGCUGCGCAGCAGCAGCAGCAGCAGCAACUGCCGCCCAAUUGUCAGCAACUAAUUGCUGCGCCACGUCUUAAUGGCAACCAAUUGUCGUUUGCUUCACCCGCGGCCGCUGCUGCCGCCGCCAUGGGUCUGCAAAUGCAUCACGCUGCAGCCGCCGCUGCUAUGCAGCAGCAGCAGCAACAAGCUAGCGAAGCAACUGUUGCUGCUGGCAGCAAUGCAGGCAGCAAUGCCGGCCCAGCGAGCAGCACUAACAAUAGUCUAAGUUCACUUAAUAUACCACCACCUCACAUACGUCCCUCGCCCACAGCAGGCGCAAUGUUUCAGGCGCCCAAAACGCCGCAGGGCAUGAAUCCAGUGGCAGCAGCAGCGCUUUACAAUUCGAUGACGGGUCCAUUCUGUUUGCCCAGCGAGCAACAGCAGCAGCAACAACAGCAGCAACAGCAACAACAGCAAGCAGCAGCAGCAGCAGCUCAACAGCAACAGCAAAGCGCAGCACAAACUCAACAGCAACUGGAGCAGAAUGAAGCUCUCAGUUUGGUUGUUACGCCCAAGAAGAAACGUCAUAAGGUCACCGAUACGCGCAUUACCCCACGCACUGUUAGUCGCAUCUUGGCUCAGGAUGGCGUUGUGCCGCCUAGUGGACAGGCAGCUGCCGCCGCCGCUGCACAGCAGCAACAACAGCAGCAGCAGCAGCAACAACAACAGCAGCAACAACAGCAGCAGCAAUCAAACAACAAUGCAACGCCCGCUCAGAGCCCAACGGGUCGCGGCCAAGCCGCUGGCACUUAUCAUCCGCCGCCACCACCACCACCACCCAUGAUGCCGGUGUCCUUGCCCACCUCGGUGGCCAUACCAAAUCCAUCGUUGCACGAGUCCAAGGUCUUUUCACCCUACAGUCCGUUCUUCAAUCCGCAUGCGGCGCCGGGUCCACACGGUCCGCCACAUGGCGGUCAACCCACCGCUGCCCAGCUGCAUCAUCAUCAUCAGCAUCACGCCAUGCAGCUGUCCUCGAGUCCGCCCGGCAGCCUCGGGGCGCUGAUGGACUCACGCGACUCACCGCCGCUGCCACAUCCGCCAACGAUGCUGCACCCAGCGCUACUGGCCGCCGCCCAUCACAGCGGCUCGCCCGACUACAAGAGCUGCCUGCGCGCCGUCAUGGACGCCCAGGAUCGACAGUCCGAGUGCAACUCAGCCGACAUGCAAUUCGAUGGCAUGCAACCUACUUCUUCAACAUUGACGCCCAUGCAUUUGCGCAAGGCCAAGCUGAUGUUCUUCUGGGUGCGCUACCCCAGCUCGGCGGUGCUCAAGAUGUACUUCCCCGACAUCAAGUUCAACAAGAAUAAUACAGCACAAUUGGUGAAAUGGUUCUCAAACUUUCGAGAAUUCUACUACAUACAAAUGGAGAAAUAUGCACGACAAGCUGUCACUGAAGGCAUCAAGACACCCGAUGAUCUGUUGAUUGCUGGAGAUAGUGAAUUAUACCGCGUGCUCAAUUUGCACUACAAUCGCAAUAAUCACAUUGAGGUGCCCCAGAAUUUUCGCUUUGUCGUCGAACAGACACUGCGUGAGUUUUUCCGUGCAAUACAGGGUGGCAAAGAUACGGAGCAAUCGUGGAAAAAGUCCAUUUAUAAGAUCAUUUCACGCAUGGACGAUCCCGUGCCCGAAUACUUCAAGUCGCCAAAUUUUUUAGAGCAGCUGGAAUAAGUGGAGGAGUUGGCUUUGCCAACGAUGCCGCCGCCUAUGAAGCAACAACUAAUUACGAACCCUGCUAUGACUACAAUACCAACUGCAACAACAACAACAACCGGAACAGCAGCAGCAGCAACAGCAGCAGCAGCAACAACAACAACAAUGCCGAAAGCGAAGCGAAAACAAAAGUUAAAAAGUUAAAUCUACGUAAGAAAUAUCAUUGGUUAUAAUGCGCUAAACGCAUUAAGUUGAGGCACAAAAAACAAACAAAAAACAAUUCUUAAAGUUAAAAAAACGCACUUUUAGUAACAAACAACAAAAAGCCGUAAAAUAUUUUUUCAAAAAUUUCGUAAAUGCCGCCACAAAUACUGAAACAUAACUCUAUACAUACGCUAUAUAUAAAGAGCGCAUUAGACAACAACAAUAACAACAACAACAACAACACACAACAAUACACAACAAACAAUAAGCGCUAAGGGUUUUAAGCAACAACAACAAAUAGUUCAAAUUAAUAUGCAAAAGCAAAUUGUAUAACUUUUACCGUUGUGUAAACUGUACAACUGACCGUUGGUUUGCUAGUUGAAAUUUUUUUAAAAAUAUUUUUUAACAAUUUACAUACAUAUAUAUACAAAUCUAGUUGAACCUUACUAAAAGAAAUCUAAAGCAAGUUGACACACCUACACAUACAAACAAACAAACACAGACACGCAUAUAACACACACAUAACGGUACAGUUAUUCUUAUAGAUUCAGCUGCUUGAAAAGCGCUUUACAGCUGCAAGCCACGCCCCCUCCAAUUGGUUGGGCGCCAGCUGCAAUUGUAGACUCGCUUUUGGCAGCAAACCGCAUUUCGUGGCAGCUUUUUAAAAAAGCUGCCCCCAACUUUAGAAAAAAAAAAA
This is a messenger RNA of Drosophila busckii, 6936 nucleotides long. It is a transcript of the gene pros, whose product is annotated as homeobox protein prospero. Gene Ontology annotation, biological process: regulation of transcription by RNA polymerase II. NCBI's taxonomy places the organism in Eukaryota, Metazoa, Arthropoda, Insecta, Diptera, Drosophilidae. The coding region runs from base 609 to 6053 and encodes 1814 amino acids. Gene Ontology annotation, cellular component: nucleus. Gene Ontology annotation, molecular function: DNA-binding transcription factor activity, RNA polymerase II-specific; RNA polymerase II cis-regulatory region sequence-specific DNA binding. The transcript has 4 exons. The record is from RefSeq and is a predicted model, not a curated record.